CCUCUGUGAAACUUUGGAUCAAUCAACAAUGGCAGAUGUCUCUCUUCCUCCCGAUUCCCUCUUCCUCGGCUUCGACAGCUCUACCCAGUCAUUGAAAGCAACUGUGUUGGAUUCAAACCUAAACAUUGUUAAAACAGAACUCGUUCAUUUUGAUUCUGAUCUUCCUCAUUACAAAACCAAAGAUGGGGUUUACAGAGACACAACUGUCAAUGGAAGAAUCGUCUCACCAACUCUCAUGUGGGUCGAAGCAUUUGAUCUCAUUCUCCAGAAGCUCUCUAAUGCCAAUUUCGAUUUCGGUAAAGUUAUUGCGGUUUCGGGCAGCGGGCAGCAACACGGUAGCGUGUAUUGGUCAAAGGGUAGUUCUGAGGUAUUGAAAUCAUUGGAUUCAAAGAGAUGUUUGAAAGAUCAACUUGAAAACGCUUUUUCGGUUAAGGAAUCUCCUAUAUGGAUGGAUAGUAGUACUACAAUGCAGUGUAAAGAGAUUGAGAAUGCUGUUGGUGGAGCUAUGGAGUUGUCACAGAUCACUGGCUCUCGUGCUUAUGAGCGGUUUACUGGCCCGCAGAUACGAAAGCUUUUUACGACACAGGGGGAUACGUAUAAGAGCACUGAGCGGAUAUCGCUUGUUAGCUCUUUUAUGGCGUCUUUGUUGAUAGGAGAUUAUGCUUCUAUUGAUGAAACUGAUGCAGCUGGGAUGAAUUUGAUGGAUAUUAAGAAACGUUGUUGGUCUAAAGCUGCUUUAGAGGCUACAGCUACAGGUUUGGAGGAGAAGCUUGGAAAGUUAGCACCAGCUUAUGCUACUGCUGGUUCCAUUUCUCAGUAUUUUGUUCAGAGGUUCGGUUUUGAAAAGAACUGCGUGGUUGUGCAGUGGUCAGGAGAUAAUCCUAAUAGCUUGGCAGGUCUAACUCUUAGUACUCCUGGAGAUCUGGCGAUCAGUCUUGGCACCAGUGACACGGUAUUUGGGAUUACCAAAGAACAUCAACCCAGUCUUGAGGGCCAUGUGUUACCUAAUCCCGUGGACCCUGAGAGUUAUAUGGUAAUGUUGGUUUACAAGAAUGCUUCUCUCACCCGUGAAGAAAUUCGUGACCGUUGUGCUGAGGGAUCUUGGGAUGUUUUUAAUAAGUAUUUGCAGCAAACACAGCCACUAAACAAUGGGAAACUCGGCUUCUACUACACUGAAAAUGAAAUUCUCCCUCCGCUUCCCGUUGGGUCUCAUCGUUACAUUCUUGAGAACUUCUCUGGUGAGUCUCUUGAGGGUGUGAAGGAACAAGAGGUCGGUGAGUUCGACCCUCCCUCAGAGGUUAGGGCAUUAAUUGAAGGUCAGUUUCUUUCAAAGCGGGCUCAUACCGAGAGAUUUGGAAUGCCUUCCCCUCCAAUCCGAAUAAUAGCCACAGGAGGUGCAUCUGCUAACGAGAACAUCUUGAGUCUGAUCUCAGCAAUCUUCGGAUGUGAUGUAUAUACUGUCCAAAGGCCUGAUUCAGCAUCACUUGGAGCUGCACUAAGAGCUGCUCAUGGCUGGCUCUGCAACAAAAAUGGAAGCUUUGUACCAAUCUCAAACCUCUACGAAGGGAAAUUGGAGACGACAUCUCUGAACUGCAAGCUCAAGGUAAAAGCAGGAGACGCAAACAUUGCUUCCACCUACGGUUUGUUGAUGAAGAAGAGGAUGGAAAUAGAGAACAAGCUUGUUGAGAAGUUAGGCCACUUCUGAAAAAACUCUCCACUCAAUAAUUAACAGCUUUUAGAAGAGUUGAAAGAAUAACAAGUUCUAUCUACUAAAACUAUAAGACAAAUUUGGCUUGUUGCUCAGAAUAAAAGCAGAAUGAGAUC
Molecule: messenger RNA, 1824 nt
Organism: Arabidopsis arenosa
Lineage: Eukaryota; Viridiplantae; Streptophyta; Magnoliopsida; Brassicales; Brassicaceae
Source: the annotation of a GenBank genome assembly